Priapulus caudatus is the source of this 1755-nucleotide messenger RNA. Its product is annotated as arfaptin-2-like. Gene Ontology annotation, biological process: regulation of Arp2/3 complex-mediated actin nucleation; intracellular protein transport. The transcript has 8 exons. The record is from RefSeq and is a predicted model, not a curated record. Gene Ontology annotation, molecular function: protein domain specific binding; phospholipid binding. Gene Ontology annotation, cellular component: trans-Golgi network membrane. The annotation marks the transcript as partial. NCBI's taxonomy places the organism in Eukaryota, Metazoa, Priapulida, Priapulimorpha, Priapulimorphida, Priapulidae.
GGGCGGCUAGCAGACUUGCAGGAUUGUCGCCGCAGGUGUCGCCCGGCUCGAGUCCCGUUCCAUCCUUUCUUAACCUUCUCUUCUAUCUCAACCUUCUUUUCUUUCUUAACCUUCUCUUCUAUCUCAACCUUCUUCUCUUUCUCAACCUUCUCUCCGGGUGUUGCAGGUGCGGCUGGCAGGCUCGCUGGAGUGUCGCCGCAGGUGUCGCCCGGCUCGAGUCCCGUCCCGAAGCUGCUCGCCAACAACAACGUGAAGCUCGACCAUCUGAAGGACUGGAGCGUGUCGGCGUUCAAGUGCACGAAGCAGAUGCUGCUCGAGAAGAUGGGUGAGGUCGAAGUCAUGCAAGAAGCAACUGGUUCGCUUGUUACACAGGCGUGUCAGCUUACUUCGCAGGCAACCAUGAAGCUCUGCGAACUCGCCUCUGAAGCAGAUUCAAGCAUGCAAGGUUUCAAUCUCCGACACAGCCAUGCCACCGUCCUAGUGCUCGAUCGGAAUCACCGGAAUGCACUGAGAGCCGCGCUGGCGGCAGUUGAGGCGACCCAGAUAGAGCUGCUGCGCGACACGCAGAGGAAGUACGAGGACAUCAUCCGCCUCGGCCGCGCCUUCUGCAGCCACUUCCAUCACGUCGUGCAGACGCAGCGAGCGCUCGGCGAUGCCUUCGCAGAGCUGGCGGUGAAGGCGCCCGAGCUUCAAGAUGAGUUCAACGUGAACAGCGAGACGCAGCGAGCGCUCGUUGCCGCCGGCGACACGCUCAUGGCCGCGCUCAACUUCUUCACGUCGAGCGUCAACACGCUCGUCAACAAGACGAUGGUGGACACGCUCGACACGUACCGCAUGUACGAGCAGGCGAGGCUGGAGUACGACGCGUACAGGGGAGAGUAUGAGGCGGUGAGCCUGCAGGCUCAGCAAGCACUCGAUCUCGCUGCCUCUUCACCGACGAGAGACAAGACCGUGAAGGUCAUGCAGAAGCAACUGGUGCUGUUACACAGGGCCGUGUCGGCUUACUUCGGAGGCAACCAGGAAGCUCUGGAACUCGCUCUGAAGCAGUUCAGCAUCAAGGUUCAAUCUCCGAACAGCCAGCCACCGUCCUGGCUCGAGGGAAUCACCGGAAUGCACUGAGGAGCCGCGCGGCGGCAGUGAGGCGACCGCAAGACUUCGCUCGCUCGCUCAGUUGCCCGACGUAAGGUCUGUGAUUUCGCUGCUGCUGCAGCUGUGGCUUCGGCGGUGUGGCGGAGGGGAAAGGUCACCAUCGGUCACUCGUGGUCGCCGCAGCCUCUCAGCGUCGGGCUUGGAAGUUGCGAGCGAUGGUUUUGCGCGAUGUGCCGAACCGACGCACCGCUGGGACGCUCGCGCUGUUUUUAUCCCGAAUCGAAUGCCGUUUCUGUGCUAGAGCAGUAGUGUCACGCGUUUUUAUGCGGGGACGAGUGGGGACAGUUGUCAGAUUCGCCGUGAAUAGGUGUGAGUGUCACGCGCGAGUCUUAAAUUGUCGCGUUUUUUUAAGCGUGGCUUCGCGAAAACGUUGGUGACAUUUUGUGACAGUCAAGUCAUGACGGUCGUGUGUUUACUGUUUUUGAUGCGUCGCGAAAAAGUUGGUGACAAUUUGUGACAAGUCACCUCGGUCGUUAACCACUCACGAUGUUUCUGGCUUGCGGACUCGCUCGUCUUUUUUUAAGCGCGCGGUUUUCUCUCGAUUUCUUUCCCAAAAACGAAUUUCAUUUCGCGACAGCACGUCGUACGGUAGCUCGCAGCUUCUAG